AUGCCGCCGCCACCAAGCCAUAGGGCCGAUAUUGAGCCUCCGGAAGAACUUACCACGGAAGCCGUCAAGGGCUUCGUGACGGGCGUAGCCCGCUUCGGAUCUGUCUCGAUUCUCGCACAUAUGAUCAUGAAUCUUCCUCACCCCUUCACCUUUUCUAAACCCCAACCGCCCGCCCCCGCCGAAUCUCAACCUCGUCGUCAGUCACCCUUCUCCCGCGACUAUAUCCGUUCACGUCUGUUAUACCGACCAAUGGAGGGCUUCUCCGAGUGGAUUUCACCUACGGCUCGCGUUUACCGCGGGCUAACCCCACAAUUCAAAGUCUUCAUCCAGAUCGCGCUCAUGACCCUGGGAGGCUGCAUCUGGGCCGAGAAACGAGUGACCGAGUACAUCGACCUGGUCCGACAGAUUAAACGAGCUGAGCGAUACCAGGCUGAGCGUGAGCAAGGCACCCGUCGAUAA
Molecule: messenger RNA, 459 nt
Organism: Penicillium atrosanguineum
Lineage: Eukaryota; Fungi; Ascomycota; Eurotiomycetes; Eurotiales; Aspergillaceae
Exons: 2
Coding region: 1-459 (152 amino acids)
Source: RefSeq, a predicted model, not a curated record